This is a messenger RNA of Hyalella azteca, 3161 nucleotides long. RefSeq names its product casein kinase II subunit alpha (gene CkIIalpha). Gene Ontology annotation, biological process: protein phosphorylation. The record is from RefSeq and is a predicted model, not a curated record. NCBI's taxonomy places the organism in Eukaryota, Metazoa, Arthropoda, Malacostraca, Amphipoda, Hyalellidae. The transcript is spliced from 8 exons. Gene Ontology annotation, molecular function: ATP binding; protein serine/threonine kinase activity. Bases 383 to 1441 code for a protein of 352 amino acids. Gene Ontology annotation, cellular component: protein kinase CK2 complex; nucleus; cytosol.
GCCAAGAGGCGACCCGUGGUUGUUCGGUCUCUUGCCGCUUCGCCAUUUUGCAGCAUCUUGUGCUAGACCUGAGAGCUUAAGAUAUCUAAGUUCAUAAAUUUUUGAUAAUCUUCUGUAGUUAACGAAGCUUUUAAUAAGGUUCAAAGAUAUUCUCAUCAGUAUGUUUUAGAUCAUUGCUGCAGUGCUUUUGUGGACUGUGCUGCGACUUGCACCCGUGCCAGUAGCCUUGCUACGGUCGGCUUGUGUUGCUCCUUCUUGCUACUCUUUGACUGCACCAAGUCCGUGCAAGGCUGUCCUUGCGUCCAUUGUUUACAUAGGAAGAGCAACCACAUCAACUGUCACCACGACUACCCACAUAACUAACCCGGCUGCCUCCGCCACCAUGAUGCCUUUUCGCAGCCGUGCAAAGGUUUAUGCGGAGGUCAACACUCAAAGGCCCCAAGAUUAUUGGGAUUACGAGUCUCAUCUAAUUGAGUGGGGACAACAAGAUGAUUACCAGCUCGUCCGCAAACUGGGGCGUGGAAAAUACAGUGAGGUGUUUGAAGCCAUCAACAUCAACAACAAUGAGAAGUGUGUAGUCAAAAUUUUAAAGCCCGUGAAGAAAAAGAAAAUUAAGCGCGAGAUAAAAAUCUUGGAGAACUUGCGAGGAGGUACCAACAUCAUCACGCUGCAGGCUGUGGUUAAAGAUCCCGUGUCACGCACUCCUGCUCUUGUCUUUGAGCAUGUCAACAACACGGACUUCAAGCAGCUCUACCAGACACUCAAUGAUUAUGACAUAAGAUACUACCUCUACGAGCUUCUCAAGGCGCUAGACUACUGCCACAGUAUGGGCAUCAUGCAUCGGGACGUGAAGCCUCACAACGUCAUGAUCGACCACGAGAACAAGAGACUGCGUCUCAUUGACUGGGGACUGGCUGAGUUCUACCACCCUGGCCAAGAGUACAACGUUAGAGUAGCGUCUAGAUAUUUCAAAGGUCCCGAGCUUCUCAUAGACUACCAGAUGUAUGACUACUCUCUGGACAUGUGGUCGUUAGGAUGCAUGCUAGCUAGCAUGAUCUUCAGGAAGGAACCUUUCUUCCAUGGCCAUGACAACUAUGACCAGCUUGUCCGCAUUGCAAAAGUGCUUGGCACUGAAGAACUCUUUGAAUAUGUUGAAAAGUACCACGUAGAACUGGAUCCACGCUUCAAUGACAUCCUUGGCAGGCAUUCGCGCAAACGGUGGGAGCGUUUCGUCCAUCACGAGAACCAACACCUCGUGUCUCCUGAGGCAUUAGACUUCUUGGACAAACUGCUCCGGUACGACCACCAAGAGCGCCUUACCGCCCACGAGGCCAUGGAGCAUCCAUACUUCGCGCCCAUCGUUAAGGACCAGGGCAUCAUGAUAGGGUCCCCUGCCCCUCAGCAGGCUGCUGCUCCUGUCAUUUCCGGCAUACAGGAUUAGACGAAUCUGAGUCGCCCUCAAGUGGGUGCUAUCGAGGGCGCAGUCGGUGGUGGUGAGGAAUCAGCCUCGUCUUCACGUUCCUUGCAUUAUGCUCACGAACAUUUCGAGUUCUGACGCGUUUAGAGCUGUGACAUCCUCGUGACUUCAAGUCUCUUUGCUGCCAUCACUAAUCAUGGGAAUACAAACGUUCUUAAUAUUAUUGGUAUGCUGCCAUGCAGGUACCGCGUGUUUAUUUUUUUUUUUUAGGUUGGAAUGAAGUUCGGCAUGGGAAGUAUGCCUUCCUUGCUUAACACUGAAUAGACGAUAUCGUUUCGUCUGGUGAAGUGCAUGUAUAUUACUUGUAUACAAAAAGCGUGUAGUUUUCUUUUGAUACUUUCCUAAUGAUCCUGAUAUAGAGAAACCUCUGGUUAAGCGUCCAAUCGCUUCGUUAAUUUGAUCGCCCAUGUGGACCAAUCGCGAUGAGUUCACUACAAGCGUUGAUUCUUGGACCACGAUGAGCAGCUAUUUCAGGAUGUGGCCUUUUUUUUUGUUCCUUCAUAGAGGUAAUAAUCGUAAUUUGUUUGUGGUAUUUAGUGGCUUUCCAAUUAUUUCGUCUAAAUACGUGUUGUGUCUCGGUUAUAAUGCUCCGAAAUCGUGUUGACUUAGAGCAAAGUAAAUUAUCCCAACUUUCAUGUUCUAGUCUUAGUGGAAGCCUUCGCGCUGCUUAAAACAAUGUCAACUAAAAUUUUAUUUAUGUUCCUUGUGAUAUCUGGCCUCACAUAAGCAGCUUCAUAUUUCUCAGUCUUUGACCCAUUCAGUACUCAUAAAUAACGGAAUUGGUUUUAGAUAUAUUUGCAACGUGAAUGAUUUGGGUUUCGGAAUUGAAAUGAUCGCUGUAAACCUUGUAAAUAUAAUAGAUACUUCUCGAGGCAUUUUCAUGACAAAAUUAUAUAGUGUGCGGCGUAAAGGUUCAUAUUUUCUGUUAUCAGAUCUUUAGCUCAUACUUCCCAGAAUCUGGUCGAUGAAAUCUUUUGUAAAUCAAAGCAGAAAAAGUGCCCUUGGAGACGUUAAAAGCGACUUUUUAAACAAUGGCUUUAUAAUAGAUUUAUGUGGAGAAAACUGUUACUGAUCUGAAAGAGGUUGCGUUUUAAUUAAAUUAUUGAUUUUGUUCUGUUAAUAAGUGUUCAUCAUUUGCAGGUAGAAGCUAUUUAUCUGCCUUGUUGCCAGGAAGCAUUUCCAUUAUUUGACCUUGAUAAAAUAUCUCCAAUGCACGAACGGAUUCAAUCUUUAAUAACUCAUGCCUGCGCGAUCGUUGUUUUUUUAGUAAGAAUGACGUUGCCUAUGAAGAUGUUUGUGAUACUAAUGUUGGAAAAAUGUGUUAGCUUUGAUGGUAUUAUUUAUAAAUAAGAGCCAUUCGCCUAAUAUGCCAUGACUGUGGCAUUAAUGCUACCUAUCUAGUUACUGGUGACGGUAUUCAAGUUGACGUCAUUGAUAGCUAGAUACUCGAAUAGACUCAGACAAGCGUAGUGUUGUGCUUUAGAUAUCACGUGUUAUGAAUGUCGCCUUCACAACCUGUCGGCACGUUGUUCAAGAGACCUAUCUUCGACACCCAUGUGCCAGAAUGCGAUUUGUUUUUCGCGGUUGAAUUUAGAUUUCAGGCUGUCGGGGGGUUGUUAUCGAUCAAUAGCAGGACUUGUGUACGUUGUACAUUAUCUUAUAAAUAAUAAAACUAUCAAGUGAA